AUGAGUAAAGCAUGCCAGUCCUAUAGUGCAACGGUGUAUCAUGAUCUAACUGGUAACAUGUACAAAAAUCCACAUUGUGCCACGUGUCUAGGAGUAAGGAAUGACAUACAUUGCGGAGGUGAAUUUGAUGGGGCAAGAAUAUCUGGCGUGGGUAUUUCAUUCUCUAUGUUGUUGGAUUUUAAUUCCCAUACAGGACUGCGCCUGACCUCUGGUGAUGACAUAGUCGUGGAAAGUCACGUGACUUGUGAUGAGCAUCAGGUCUAUGACCCAGUGGCAAAUUUGUGUCGCCAACUCUCUUGCUCCCAGGGAUUCGAGUUGACUGAUGGAGCGUGUAUCCAAAUAAUGUCAGCUCCAGUUAGGUUGUCUGAUGAGCAAAACCGGUCUGAAGGGUUCUUGCAGCUUGUUGCAUUUCUGGAAAGUCACAUUGCCAAAUCAGACGACUUUAAUAUAGAACAUCAUAUGGCCUCUAUUUUUACUAAUAUUCUAAAUAUCCCAAUGGAAUAUGUGACAAGCCCAUCAUUGGAAGUGUAUUCAAAUACGGAAAAACAUUUUUUAAGUACUUCGAGUUAUUCAUAUGUUUAUUCUUUUUUUAUCCCUGUGUCUCACAUAAAUAUUGCUUCACUUGCGGUUUCAUUGGAGCAAAACUUGAGAUACGAGAAUUGGUAUUCAGACAAAAUGAUUGCGAUUACGUAUGUGAGUAUUGGUGAAACAAAUAAAGAUGGUAAUUACACGUGCACUGAUUCCGACCACAGAAUCAUGACUCACACUAUUCAGGAAAUAAAAGAGACAGACAAAGGAACUAUGUUCUAUUCUAACGAUACAAGAAUAUGGUAUCAAGAUCAGAAUACUCAUUGGCAAAUGUAUUCCACAUAUCGCAAUGUAUCAUGGGAACACAUAGUUAUAGUGGGUGUUUGCGAGAGUUCUCAUCAUCAAUCGCAGCUCAUAGAAUGCACGUUGGUUAAUCUGGGUAGCAACUACAUUGAGUUUGUAGGCGAGUACAAUCAUUCUAUGUACUACUCUCCAACAGAGACAAUAUUUGGGCCUGGUGAAUUUCAAAUCAGAAACGGGACACUUUAUGUCUGUAAUACGUUCAAUCAAAACGGAACAAUGACCUCUCAGAGGCAAGUUGUUUUCUUUCAAUACUCAAUUUCUCAGACAAUUCUUACUGCUGUAGGUAGCUGCCUUUCUAUUCUGUUCCUUCUCCUGUCAUUGGCCACUUACUGUGUAUUUCAUAGCCUUCGAAAUAUACCUGGCAAAACCAUCAUGAAUUUGAUUAUAGCGCUUUUGGUUGGUCAAUCUUUCUUAUUGUUCACCUCAUCGCAUAGUGACGAAUUCUGUAUCAUCAUCGCUAUAACCUUGCACUAUUCGUGGCUGGCCGCAUUUUUCUGGAUGAAUGUGAUGGCCUUUGAUAUCUGUCAGACCUUUCGUCGAAAUGUGCGUCUGCACGGCACAAACGACAGGAACGCGUUACUGUACAAAUACAUGAUGUAUGCUUGGGGAACACCUGCGCUAAUAGUUCUCAUAUGCAUUAUACUGAACUUCUCCACUAGCACGCUGAUUGGCUAUGGGACAGGCUAUACAUGCUGGCUGGCAGAUCCGGUUUCUCUCAUCGUAUCAUUUAUGGUACCAAUCGCCAUUAUUAUUCUGUUCAAUUUGGUAUAUUUUCUUCGGACAGUAUUCGCCAUUUGGUCAACAUCCAGAGUUGCUCAACAAGCAACAAAGAAGACUAAAGCUAGCAAUAUCAGAGGACAGCUUCUCUUAUAUAUAAAGCUAUCGACAAUCAUGGGUUUCACAUGGAUAUUUGGUUUUAUAGGGGCCUUCACUGCUCUUCCGGGCUUCUGGUAUCUCUUCAUCAUUCUCAACUCGACGCAGGGUGUAUUCAUCUUCUUUGCAUUCACGUGCAACAAGCGUGUCGUGCGCAUGUGGCAGCGUAAGGUCCGCGCCAAGAAAAGGCGGGUGAAACAGAAACGAGGUCAGACUGGCGUGACGCCCUCGACAAGUACCAGCAAGACUAAAUCUACCGAGAUUUCUAUGAGAGUAACUAGCGUUUAA
Messenger RNA from Saccoglossus kowalevskii, 2052 nucleotides. RefSeq lists its product as uncharacterized. The record is from RefSeq and is a predicted model, not a curated record. Gene Ontology annotation, cellular component: membrane. Gene Ontology annotation, molecular function: G protein-coupled receptor activity. Lineage: Eukaryota; Metazoa; Hemichordata; Enteropneusta; Harrimaniidae. Gene Ontology annotation, biological process: G protein-coupled receptor signaling pathway; cell surface receptor signaling pathway.